Molecule: messenger RNA, 2402 nt
Organism: Mycotypha africana
Lineage: Eukaryota; Fungi; Mucoromycota; Mucoromycetes; Mucorales; Mycotyphaceae
Exons: 12
Coding region: 54-2282 (742 amino acids)
Biological process (GO): transcription initiation at RNA polymerase III promoter
Cellular component (GO): transcription factor TFIIIC complex
Molecular function (GO): histone acetyltransferase activity
Source: RefSeq, a predicted model, not a curated record
UAUGCUUUGAGUUUUAAUACUUCAGCAAUACUGAUAUCACCGUUUAGAUCGAAAUGGAAGUUCAAUCAGGAGUAUCGUUUAGGCACAGACCCUUCAUGUAUGACUGUGUUCAGUGUAAUGAGGAUGGACAGUUUGUCAUCUGUUUGGAGAAUAAUGUCCACAUUAUGAUUCCCAUUUUAACCGGUACCACUUCUAAAAGUGAUAAUUAUAAACAUGUUGGUCUCAGUUUACCCCAGUUAGUGGAACCUUCGAUUGAAAAAGCUGUAUUAAGACCGGAGUCAAUUGAGACUUCAUAUGCACUAGAAGAGGGUUUUCGCUGUGCUAAAUGGUCGCCAUCGAGAAUAUCACCUUCCAAAAGCUCCUUCUUAUUAGUAAUUACGACCAAACAUAGAGUGCUGUUGUACCAGGAUUCGGCAGAGAAAGCAGGUACAACUGACUGGCAGCUGUUCACAGACCUGACAGAUCAAAUAGUAGACAGUUUUGCUGGUGAUAGCACUUUACCUAUAACCCCUCACUAUACUCUCUACGGCGAUUGGUCAAAGAGGCUGAUUUCUGACCCUCUUGCGAUAAAUCCGAUACUUUUUGCCUUGUCAAAUAAAGCUGGCGAGAUCAAUAUAUGGUCCUACAUCGAAGAUAUAGGUGUGAACCAUGAACUCACCGUAAAAGCACAUAAAGGAUUUGUGAAUCUAUUAGACUGGACUGAUUGGAUAAAUGUCGAGAAAUCACAAUAUAUCGCUCAUAUUGUCUCUACCAGCACUGAUGGAACCGUGGCAUUAACAUCAGUUAGACUUACUUUGCUGGAGGAUGAUAAUACUGUAACAUGUAUCGAAAAGGUGGAAGCUGAACGUUUAUUUACAUGGUUCGAAGACGAGCCUACAAUAACGACAUUAGCUAAAAUCACUUAUUGCAAAGAAGAUGAUGAAAAUUGUUUAAAGAUUGCACUCUCCCGCGGGGGCAGCGUUCAAUGUUUAUGCAUGAUCAUCGGCGCAGAUGGAACCUUGCAGGCAGCUCAGGAAACUUUCGUGGCCUAUAAUUUAGAGCAUUCUGCGUUGGGUUUGAGCUCUGGAAAUUGGUUAACAGGAACAAAUUUCCAAUGUUACACUGUGGAGGGGGAAGGCUUGAAUCUCAUUUUCGACAAACACGGACGUCUGGAAGUGGAUGAGCAGGCCCACUCCGUCUUGAAUAAAAAACUGUUGCAGAGAUAUACACAACAGUGGAUGGAUUUACAACUAGACGCUGAAGAAGAUAGUAUACUCACAACCACGGGCGCCACACCAUAUCUGUGGGGUGCAGUAGACGGCCCGAAUCAUUUAUAUACGGCACUGUUUUAUUCCUUAAAGCCAGAUGUGGAUGUAUAUUACAGAUACGAAUCAGAUGAAACUGUAGCGUUUGCUUUUAUUCUGCAAAAGGACAGAAAUGACCAAACUGGUGUGAUCAAUUUAAUACAGUCGUUCACGAAUGAUCCAUACUUUUUUUUCCGAAAAUCAAUCAGAGGCGCACUUUGGGAACUCUUGGAAUUUUUCCUCGGCGAUAAUGAUGUAAAAUCAUUUGUUGACCUAAUCAAAGAACUAUCAAAAUAUAUAGAGGAAGCAAGCAAGUCCAGUCAAACAUCGUUUGUAGAAUCAAUAUACUGCGAUCGUAGUACAAUUAGUGCAAGAAUCCUGAUCAACAUAAAAUUCCUGUUAGAAAAUUACAGACCUUGUUAUUUUGAAGAAGAUUUGACCUCUGCAUGUGAAGAAGCGAAACUAUGUCUACAAUCCAACUUUCUCUAUAAUGUUUUCAACUAUGCUUUAGAAACACUUGAAGAUCGCUCGGAACAAUGGACAGACGAAGAUAUUACAAUGGUAUUACUGCUUUGUGACUUUGCGCUCACUUUAAAAGAUAGGAAAUUGUUAGAGUGCACAGCAGCAAUAUAUAGCAAACUACAAGAUGAAUAUCCAAGUAUUGAAGUUCAAGAAGAAUUAAUUUAUGCCAAGACGUUUAAAGCUGAUUCAGAGUCUUCUCCACCUGAGCGAAAACCGCGCGAAAAAUGUCCAGUAUGCGAGGCGCAGGUUUAUAUAUUAAGUGAUUCAAUAGCUCAAUGUGACACAGGUCAUUUUUGGGAACUCUGUAGCUUGACGCAAAAGGUCUUAUCGACGCCUAAUACCAGAAAAUGUUUUUCAUGUGGAGCCAAAGCUCUUCCAGCGGGUAAUAAUGAUGCGAACACUUUAGUCAACUUCAUUGUGAGAAAAUGCACAAAGUGUAUCUUCUGCGGUUCAGAUUUGAUUUUGCAGAGAUUUUAAGGAAUAUAUCAAUCUACAUCAAUGACAAGACGUUGUUCCACAGUUCUUUAUUAUUUCGGUUCUACUCGUUUCAAUAAAAGCCUGCCUUUAAUUAUUCCACUUUUUAGAGGAGAAAAAUUA